CCAUCUCCUCCUCUUGUUGUGGUGGACAUGAUGAAGAGCCGAACCGGUGGCGGGGGGAGCACCAGCACGGGGGGCAAGAGUGGCAAGGCCAAGGCCAAGACAAAGGCCAAGACAAAGGCCAAGACAAAGGCCAAGACAAAGACCACCACCGCUACUACGUCUGCCACAUCUGCCGUGGGAGAUACAGGUAGCAUGGCGGGUGCAACUCCGUCUGCCAGGAGCAAGUCCAAGGCCAAGGCCAAGUCGCGGUCUGGGAAGAAGCGGUCGUCGCGGGGGCGCAAGGGGACAAAGUCGCACUCGCGCCACGCCCUGGAUCCGCUGCUGAUCUCGGCUGCGGUGGACGCUGUUCUGGCUGAGCAGACGCCGACGUCGCCAACCAUGUCGAGCCCGAGCUCAGCUACCGGUGGCGGCAUUUCGAUGGUGACGACAACUUGCAGGAGCGUCUCGCUCUCGCGCUCGGGUACUGAUCACCUCCUCCGCCAGCUCUCGCAGUCGUCGUCGUCUGUUUCGUUUACCUCGGCCACAUCGACGUCGGGAAGCUCGGCAUCGGCGUCGUCGUCAUCGUCGCCGCCGUCGCUGGUUGCGUCGUCGUCAACAACUGCCACCGAGUCGGACUCGUCAGACUCGACGUCGGCCUCCGUCUCGGCCUCGUCUUCGGCGUCAGGAUCGGGCACCCGGUCGGGUGCGGCUACCGUCAUCAAGACCAAGCGCAUUGAGCGCGUGUCUGUCGACGAAGCCGCUGCACACGACUCGUCCGAGCCGGUCACCCGGCGCCGCGGCUCGCGCUCGGGCAAAGCGCCCGAUCUGGCCACAUCAGCCAGCGGUCGCCCCAGCUCGCGCUCUUCGCUCUCGCGCUCCGGCUCGGGCAAGGCCGUGGCUGCCAAGGCCGACUCGGUCGCUGCUGCUGCUGCCUCGACAGCAGCCUCCAGGUCGCGGACCAAGUCCAAGUCCAAGUCUAAAGCUGCGGGCGAGGGAAGCAAGACCCGCAAGGCCAAGUCCAAGCGCCCGGGUCCACUCCCGCCCGGCUGGAUUGAGCGGUGGGACGACCACUACCAGCACCCGUUCUACUACAACGUCAAGACCCGCGAGUCGGUGUGGAUCCGGCCCAAGAUGCCCAAACAGGCCAAGGCUAAGCUCGCCGCCGCUCCAGUCACUGCCACUCCGCAAGCGGUCCAGAACAGUAAGGUGGCGGCAGCGCCAGCAGCGGCAGCUUCUCCCUCACCGACUGCGUCAGCAGCGCCGGCGAAGCGGUCCGCCAUCAAGCCACGGCGAACAAGCGGGUCGGGCUCUCCACUGGUGGCAGCAUCGGUGGGAGCGGCUCGCGGCGGGAGUGUCGGUGUCUCAAGUCCACAAACCAAGGUGCGGACGCUGGCGUCCCAGCCCAAAGCCAAGCCGCAGCGGCGAACGUCACCGCCCAAAGCGUCAGUCACGCGGCUGGUCCCGCCAGCACCCGAGAGCCGCAAGCUCAAGAGCAUCUCGUCUUCAGCGCUCACUACCGAAGACGACACGACGACCAUGGACACGUCGAUGUCGUCGACGUCUGACGUGACAACCUCGUCGUCUGACUCGGAGACCGAGUCGUCGUCGGGUGAGUCGAGCGCCGGCGGCGGCCCGGAACGAGCCCACUCGGCCAAGCCGGUAUUCGGCGGGAGGAUGUGCGCGUUCCGCCGCGGGCCUACUGCUGGGUCUGGAGCGCGCACCCAGGCCAGUGCGCUUGGCACCAAGCCGCGCAGUGUGUCGUCGGUGGUGGCGCGGGCAACGUGCGGCCUGCUCUCGUGCUACGUCCGAGUCCAGCCGAGCUUCAAGUACGAACCGCAUCUACGGCCGCGGCGGGCGCUGACGCAGCCGUCCAAAGGCAUGCACAACUCAGGGCGCGACAAUGAGAACCACGACCUCAUCCUGCACGUGGACGAUGUGCUGACGGCCGGGACGACGGGCGCCAAGGCGUACCGUGUCGUUGACUUGCUUGGCGCCGGCACGUUUGGGCAGGUGGUCAAGUGCGUCGACGACCGAACCGGAGCCGAGCUUGCGGUCAAGGUGGUGAAGUCCAAGCGGGCGUACACCAACCAGGCAUACAUGGAAGUGAGCGUGCUGCAGUGGCUCAACACUUCAUGCGAUCCCAACAACGAGCACUACAUUGUGCGGAUGCUCGACUCGUUUGUCCACGCUGGCCAUCUGUGCAUUGUCUUUGAGCUCCUCUCGGUCAACCUCUACGAGCUCAUCAAGCAAAACGGGUUCAAGGGCCUCUCGCUCUCACUCAUCCGGGUUCUCGUGGUGCAGGUGCUGGACGUGCUCUCGCUGCUGGCCCGGACUGGCGUCAUCCACUGUGACCUCAAGCCGGAGAACAUUCUGCUACAAGACAUCGAGUCACCGCACCUCAAGGUCAUCGACUUUGGCUCGGCCUGUUUCGUCCACCAGCGAGUCUACACCUACAUCCAGUCACGGUUCUACCGCUCGCCCGAGGUCUUGCUCGGCGUCCCGUACACCGGUGCCAUCGACAUGUGGUCACUCGGAUGCAUUGCCGCGGAGCUUUUCCUAGGCAUUCCGCUCUUUCCGGGCGCCAACGAGUACAACCAGGUCCAGCGAAUCACCGACAUGCUCGGCGAGUUUCCAGUCCACAUGCUCGCGGCCGGAACGGCGACGAGCAAGUUCUACCACGGCCCGGCUGCCGACGGGAGCUUCCGGCUCAAGACGCCUGCCGAGCAUGCAGCUGGUGCUGGCAUUCAGCCGGCCGACAACAAGCAGUACUUUGGCGCCACCGACCUCGAGACUAUCAUCCUGCAGUAUCCACACGCCAAGGGCUUGGCCGGUGCGGAGCUGCAAGCCGAGAACGAGGCGCGCGCCGCGUUCGUGCACUUUGUCAAGGGCUGCCUCACCCUAGAUCCGGGCACACGGUGGAGCCCUGUCCAGGCCAAGAGCCACCCGUUCAUCACCCGAGCCAAGUUUGAGGCGGGCUUCACGCCUCCGCCUGCGGCGAACCCGCUGUUUGGCGGCAUGCUGGGCAUGGGCAUGGGCAUGGGCAUGUACCCGCAGCUCUUUGCGCCGAUGGCCAACCCGAUGCUUGCGACGAUGCAGAUGCAACAACAGAUGGCGCAGCAGAUGGCGCAGCAGAUGGCGGCACCGUCGUCGGCGGGCAUGGUGCCGGGCAUGGUGCCGGGCAUGGUGCCGGGCAUGAUGCCGGGCAUGAUGCCGGGCAUGAUGCCGGGCAUGAUGGCCGGCGCCACUGGCGCAGGCUCGGACUCUGACUCGGGGGCCGGCACCGUUCCGGGCAUGAUGUUCAUGAACUUUAUGAACCCGUUUGGCAUGGCCCAAGCCGCCGGCAACGGCGCUCCGUCGGCGGCAGCUGCAUCGGCAACCGCCACGGCCGCAGCUGCCAGUGCGCCGGGUGGCGGUCGCCGCGCUCCGCCGACUGACGACGAGCGAGUGUCGCCGAGCAUGUCGGACUUUUCGGCGUCAUACGUGUACAACGAAGAGUCGUCGACCGAGUCGGACAUCCGGUACCCGUCGCUGGGGCGCGACGGCGGGCGGUCGCACAAGGUGGCGCUGCGGCGGGCGAUGCGACGGCGGCCGUCGGGCGCGGCAGCGGUCUCGCUCUCGGUCGUACCCGACUACCGGGCUGUGUCGUACGACGGGUGCGAGUCGUCGGCCUCAAACGGGCUGCCUGUUGUGGUGCAUGGCGGGCCGGUGGCCGGCGCCGGCAGCUCGGCCGGUUACAUGCUCCAGCCGCCGACGAUGUACUACGACGACUCGUCCAUGGGCGACGACUCGUACGUGACCGAGGACGACGAGUUCUACGGCGCGCACCUGUACUCGCUCACCAAGGUUGCGUCGCAGCCGGACAUGAUGGUGCAGUACAACCAGGCGCUGCAGCAGCGGCAGGCCGACGGCGAGCGACGGGCAGCGGCGCGCAAGCUCUCGACCUCGUUCGACAUGGCGGCGGCGCUGGCAGCCAAGCCGUACACGCCAAAGGCGCCGCAGCCGCGCUCGCGCUCGCGCUCGCGCUCGCAGACGCCGUCGCAAUCCGAGUCAGCGUCGCAGAACUCGACCCAUGCGCCGUCGUGGUCGUCGUGCUCGUCGACCACGCUCUCGCAGUCAAGCUCCGAGACAGCCGACUCGGCGGUUGUCCUCGAGCAUCCGUUCCUCGCGCAGGCCAUGGAGGACGGGCUCAACCAGCAGCUCACCUCGCACACGUCGACCCUCGGUGGCGGCGGCGGCGGCAGCUGAUGCGCUUGUUUUACUAGUGGUCUGGGAAGGCCUGGGUGGCCGACGAGCGGCGCGAGGGGGUGUCGGGCGUGGCCGUGUCGACAAUGGUGGUAAAGUCAUCGUACGAGAUGGAGCCGCGGCCGGAGAUUUCAAGCAACUUGAACAUGCGAUUAAUGUCGCGGG
Messenger RNA from Thecamonas trahens ATCC 50062, 4386 nucleotides. RefSeq names its product CMGC/DYRK/YAK protein kinase. Gene Ontology annotation, cellular component: cytoplasm; nucleus. Bases 28 to 4224 code for a protein of 1398 amino acids. The transcript is spliced from 2 exons. Gene Ontology annotation, molecular function: protein tyrosine kinase activity; protein serine/threonine kinase activity; protein binding. NCBI's taxonomy places the organism in Eukaryota, Apusomonadida, Apusomonadidae. Gene Ontology annotation, biological process: peptidyl-threonine phosphorylation; peptidyl-serine phosphorylation. The record is from RefSeq and is a predicted model, not a curated record.